CCCAAUUUCCUUUUGUUAUCCUUACCACUUUACCAGCAGGCAGAGAGCCUUCCUUUUCCGAUUCUCUAUUUCCUUUCCUCCUUCCCAAUCUCCGAUCCAUCCCUAAAAACAACUGACCAGAGAUCGAUGAUGAUGAUGAUGAAGAUGCCUUGGAGGAGGAAGAGCAGGAGCUUCCAUCUUCAGCUACAAGGGGCAAUUGGUACCAUUCAAUCUCCAUUCCUAUUCUUAUUUACCAAUUAUUGCCAUUCUUCUACUUCCACACUUGAAGAUGCACGCUUCUUGACAAAUAACUUCAAAUCUGCUUCUUUUACCCACCUUGAUGAUGCCAUUGCUUCCUUCAAUCAUGUAAUUCAUAUGAAUCCUCUUCCUUCUAGGGCUCAAUUUAGUAGAUUCUUAUCUGCCCUUGUGAAAAUGAAACAAUAUCACACUGUCUUUUCCAUGUCCAAAACAAUUGAAUUGGUAGGAAUCUCUCACGAUGUUUAUUCUAUUAACAUCUUAAUUAAUUGCUUCUGCCGUUUACAUCUUGUGGAUUUUGGCUUCUCUGUUUUCGGGAAGAUGUUCAAAUUCGGAUUGGAGCCUACCACUGUGACAUUUACUACCUUAAUUAAUGGGCUUUGUAUGGAGAGUAAAAUCGAUAAAGCAGUGGAAUUUUUUGAUGAUAUGGUUGCACGUGGUUAUCAACCUGAUGUUCGUACUUACAGUACGAUAAUAAACGGAAUGUGUAAAUUUGGGAAAACAAAUGUGGCUAUUGGGCUACUAAAGGGAAUGGCUGAUAGAGGUUGUGAGCCAAAUGUUGUGACAUACAAUGCAAUCAUUGACGCACUUUGCAAGGAUGAGCUAGUUGGUGAGGCUUUAGAGCUCUUCUCUCAAAUGAGGAAUAAGGGCAUUUCACCUGAUGUCAUCACUUACACUGGUUUAAUUCACGGUGUUUGCAAAUUAGGCCAAAAGAACCAAGCUUUGGCCUUGAUGAAUGAAAUGGUGGAGCAGAACAUAUCACCUGAUGUUUAUACCUUCAAUGUAUUGAUUGACGCUCUUUGUAAGGAUGGAAUGGUUUCAGAGGCUCAAAAUACAUUCAAUGUAAUGAUUCAAAGAGGUGUAGAGCCUAAUGUGGUCACCUACAAUUCCUUAAUUGAUGGUCUUUGCAUUUCAGACCAAUUCAAGGAAGCUUUGGCCUUGUUGAAAGAAAUGGUGGGGAGGAACAUAUCCCCUAGUGUUUUUACCUUCAAUAUAUUGAUCGACACUCUUUGUAAGAAAGGACUGGUUUCAAAUGCACAGAAAAUAAUCAAGAUAAUGAUUCAAAGAGGUGUGGAACCUGAUGUUGUCACUUAUAAUUCAUUGAUGGAUGGAUAUUGUCUGUGCAAGCAAAUUGAUAAGGCUAGAAAGGUAUUUGAUCUGAUGGUGACCAAUGAAAUAGCUGACAUUUUAGGCUACAACAUUUUGAUCAAUGGAUAUUGUAAGUGCAAAAUGAUAGAUGAUGCAGAGGAACUUUUUGAUGAAAUGUCUCAUAAAGGUUUAGUUCCUAAUGUUGUUACUUAUCAUACUCUUAUAAAGGGUAUGUUUCAAGCAGGGAGGCCCCAAAAUGCAAAAGAGCUUUUUAAGGAUAUGUGCUCUCAUGGUCAACAGCCAGAUAUAGUAACCUUCUCAAUUAUGAUUGAUGGCUUGUGUAGACAGGGGAAUCUCGAUGAGGCACUCACACUAUUGAAAGCAAUGGAGAAAAGUCAGUUGAAGCCUAAUGUUGUGAUCUAUAGCAGUCUGAUCAAUGGUAUGUGCAAAGUUGGGAAGAUUAAUGAUGCCAAGGAACUUUUUUCUAGUCUUUUUGAAAUUGGUUUACAACCUGAUGUUUAUGUAUAUAACGCAAUUAUGAAAGGACUCUGCCAACAAGGAUUAAUGGAUGAAGCGUAUAAGGUAUUUAAAGACAUGGAAAAGGUAGGAUGUUUACCAGAUAAUUGUUGUUAUAAUAUCAUCAUUCAAGGGUUUCUCAAGCAUGAGGAUUUACCAAAAGCAUCAGAACUAAUCAACGAAAUGGUUGAUAAGGGGUUCUCUGCUGAUGAUGCUACCACAGAAUUGGUAGUAUAUUUAUCGCGGAAUAAUAAUCUCAUUCUGAGGCUUUUAAAGGUGCGCAAUGAGGGAUCAGCAAACUAAAGUUGUUAUAUCUUGACCAUUCAAGUGUAUCUUGGAGCGCAACUUGACAUGGACUAGAUCUCUUUGAUAUAAGAUUGUUGAUGAAUGGAGGUCAUGGAUUUCUAAUCAAGUUGCUGGUACUUGCAAGGAUAUGACUACAACUUCACCUUUCUAACCAUAAAGGGCGCAGGAUAUACAGUCCCAGAAUACAAGGUAAGAGAAUCACAUGACUUCUACAGCUGUUGGUUGGAUGAAAUGUCACCAAAAUUAUAGACAACAAAAAAUGUUAUGGGAAUUGAGGGAAAAGCAAACAUCCUCUUUGUCACCUUUUUUUUUUCUAGUCAUCAAAUUGGGUAUAUAUAUAUAUAUAUAGAUCCUUAAUUUCUUUUAUUUUCCUUCAAGUCAAAUCAGUGAAAUCAUUGCAUUAGCGUCUAAUAAUAUGAAGUUCACAAUCUUUUCCAAUGAAAUCAAUUUUUUAACAUGAAAAUUUGAAUUUUAGAAAUGCUUGUGGAAGGUAUAUAUAUAUUCUUCCCUUUGAGAUUCUUUACUUUGUGCCAAGUUGAUUGGAUGUACUGUUUGAGACGUUAGUUAAGUUAGGCAAGAAAAGUUGUUUUGGUUGUUUCUUUUCUCCUUUCAGCAGUAUAUAAUGAGACAUCUUUUGUUUUUUUACCACUUUAUAAACCUUGUAAUAUACUCAAUAAAAUUUUCUUUGGACUCUUGUUUGUACAUGGUAUUUUUCUUUUUGCAAGACGCAUCUUUCAUGAAGUUUUCAUGACUGCUUCCAUGGGAAAUGGUUUGUUAGAGAAGGUGGGGCUGACAGGGUAUAUAUUGAGAGGUAGGAAACCAAUUGCAAAAUGAUUCAGAUCCUUCUACUCUUCAAAACUCACAUAAUCCAAGUAGGAUUCUCAUACCUAUCUGCACCGUUAAAUUUAGUAAAUUAUUCAACUUGGAGUAUGUCUAUGACUAUGACAGUUGCUUUAAAGAAAGAUUUGGGCAACUUAUACACCAAUUAAAGAAAGAAAUAAGUAGUUUGAGUCAAGAAUCUAUAUCAGUUGUUGUUUACUUUACAAAAUUGAAGAAACUAUGGGAUAAACUUGGUGUUUAAAGCAUCAUUAAAGAGUAGGUUGAAUAUGAGUUUGUUUUUAGUAUAAUUCUAUGUUCAGCCUCCUCAUUCUUAAAAGAAUAAGUUAGGAAGUUAGAAAGUUGGGAGUGGAGGAAAGAGUUUCAUAUAGAUUUU
Messenger RNA from Manihot esculenta (cassava), 3358 nucleotides. RefSeq names its product pentatricopeptide repeat-containing protein At1g63330-like. NCBI's taxonomy places the organism in Eukaryota, Viridiplantae, Streptophyta, Magnoliopsida, Malpighiales, Euphorbiaceae. The coding region runs from base 127 to 2142 and encodes 671 amino acids. The transcript is spliced from 4 exons. Gene Ontology annotation, molecular function: protein binding. The record is from RefSeq and is a predicted model, not a curated record.